GCUCUGACUGGGUUUGGCGUUUCGGGCAAUAAGGCGGCUGGGGAGAUCUGAAGCUGACGCCAAGGCACUUGAGUUAUCUUUAGCAGAAGAGAAAUGGAGGAGCCAUAGAACAUUAAGGAUGAAUUCAGGAAGACCUGAGACCAUGGAAAACUUACCUGCUCUCUACACUAUUUUCCAAGGAGAGGUUGCCAUGGUGACAGAUUAUGGAGCCUUUAUCAAAAUCCCAGGUUGUCGGAAGCAAGGUCUGGUCCAUCGAACUCACAUGUCCUCUUGUCGGGUGGACAAGCCUUCUGAGAUAGUAGAUGUUGGAGACAAAGUGUGGGUGAAACUGAUUGGUCGAGAGAUGAAAAAUGAUAGGAUAAAAGUAUCCCUCUCCAUGAAAGUUGUCAACCAAGGGACUGGGAAAGACCUCGAUCCCAACAAUGUUAUCAUUGAGCAAGAAGAGAGGCGAAGGCGAUCCUUCCAGGAUUACACUGGGCAGAAGAUCACUCUUGAGGCGGUCCUGAACACUACCUGCAAGAAGUGUGGCUGUAAAGGUCACUUUGCAAAAGAUUGCUUCAUGCAACCAGGUGGGACCAAAUAUUCUCUGAUACCUGAUGAAGAAGAAGAGAAAGAAGAGACAAAGUCAGCAGAAUUUGAGAAACCUGAUUCCAUGAGGAAUUCUUCCCGGAAAAGAAAAAAGGAAAAGAAGAAAAAGAAACAUAGAGACAAGAAGUCAUCUGACUCCGACAGCUCAGACUCUGAGAGUGAUACAGGCAAGAGAGCAAAGCACACAUCAAAAGAUAGCAAGGCGGCUAAGAAGAAGAAAAAGAAGAAGAAGCAUAAGAAGAAGCACAAGGAAUGAGAGUAGAAAAGAGAGGACGGGGUGGUUGAGAGAAUAAGGAACCAGGAGUUUUGUGCCUUGAAGCUCUGGCUCCUGAAAAGACUCAAUAGUGAGAAUAUGGCCUCCCACCCCGUUGACAUCUAUGGGAAUGCAGCAAGCAGGUUUGGGAGUUACAGGUCAGAAGCAGCCGCCUGAAUGAGUUGUUCUUUCCUUACUGCUUCUGAUCUCUUUGCAGUUGACCCCUGAGGCCCACCCAUUCAUUCACCCUAUUUUUUUUCAUUCAGCAGGAGGUCUGUUUACCCUCCUCAGCUACCACUGCCAGAGCUGGAUACCUUUAUAGGAGUCCAGGCUAAAGCCACAAGUACUGCUGUGGAGGUGAGAGCCUGGCUGUAUUUGAACAGUGACUGGUGCCUUCCUGUUGUCUGUCUUGAACCAGGCGAUGGGUUAGUUUAUGCUGCCUAUGUGGGAGCAGAGGGAAACUGGCAGCAAGAGGGAGAACGUGGUAAGGAGUGGUGCUCACUUUUUCCAUUCCCUAGUAUGGUUCUACUAGGCUAGAAGUGACAGCCAGUGACCACAGCCAUAAAACAGUCAUUUGCAGUUUGACUUAUCUUGUAUAUGACAUUCCAACAGACCACUGAACCAGACAUAUGAAGCCAAGGUCAUUGCUCUACUUUCUAUUUAUUACUGUAUGAUUUGGCUAGUUCCACUUCAGGUCUCUGCUUAAAUUCCUGGCACUAAAUGGAAAUGUGUUUGGUUUGAAACCUGCUCAAAGUUCUUAUUCUUAUAAUCCUUCUUCUUGGUUAACAUAACAGAUUUAAAGUCACUGAAUCUGCAUUAGUUUAUAGAAAAACAUUUAAUAUGUUCCCUUAGACCUUGGAGAGAAGCCUAGCCAAGGGCUGAUACAAAGCUAGAGGUACUAGCAGGCCACAGCUUUCUUGGAAGAUCACUUAUAAACCCUUCUGUAAUGAUCAGAUGAUCUAUUUUCCCAGAGUUGAUUAGAGAACCAGUAAGAAUUUAUAACCUUUGAGUACUAGCCUGGUGCAUAAUGAGAGCUUAGCAGUCAUCUUGGCCACUGGUCAUCUUCUCCCACAGUAGCCCAAGCCUGGAUCCUAUGAUCCUGUACUCUGGGAAGGGAGAAACCACAGCAUCCCACAAAGGGCCAGACAAAAGAAAGUACUCAGUGCAGUAUGGGCCAGGGGUGACAGUUCAGUGGUCAACGCGCCAAUGACUGGAAUAGGUGAUUUGACCCAGGGAGGAGCAAUGUCAAGGCAAGAUGUAGGUGCAGCUAUCAUCAUUGAAUGUCCCUGACAUUGUCCAUUUUAGCUUCUCAUCCAGUGUUUCAAGUGACCUUAAAGCAGUUAUUUCUGCCCAUUGACACCUGGGGAAAACUUAGACUCCCAGAACCACAUCACCAGAGGCAACUGCAUGGCCUCUGCUCUGCUUUAUUGACUUCAGAGCAUAUUGGAUACAGUUUAAAAAAAAAAAGAAGAAAAGGAACACAUACAUACACAAUGGAAACUG
Molecule: messenger RNA, 2344 nt
Organism: Urocitellus parryii (Arctic ground squirrel)
Lineage: Eukaryota; Metazoa; Chordata; Mammalia; Rodentia; Sciuridae
Gene: Zcchc17
Product: zinc finger CCHC-type containing 17
Biological process (GO): RNA stabilization
Molecular function (GO): zinc ion binding; RNA binding
Source: RefSeq, a predicted model, not a curated record